GCGGUCACACUGUUGACAAUAAAAACAUUUAGCAAAAGUACCGUAAAAACAAAGAAAAACGCACAAAUUGCUGGUUAUUUUAAUAACCUUGAGAAUACGGAAUUAUAGUUACGUGGCUAUAGCCACUGAAGUAUAUAAUAUUAAAGGGCAAUCAGAUAUUCUAUCUGGCCGCACUCUUUUCCACUUAUCACUGCGCAGUCACAAUUGCGAAUUGCACAAAGAACGUCAAUAUUUGUAAAUCGAAUUAGCGUGCGCUGCAGAAAGAUUAUUUUCCACCGCAGAAUGGAUCACCGGGUUCUUCUGAUGCUGAUCUUUGUUCUCAGCGGCACCUUCAAUGUUCUGGUGGUGAAGUGGGCGAAUCAACAGCAAGUGAUUGGCAGCGAUGAAAAACUGCAUCACUUCCACCAUCCGGUGGUUUUCACCCUUCUCAUGUUCCUGGGCGAGUUCCUGUGCUUCUUGGUCUUCAAGCUGAUCCGCCUGAUCUCCAGCUGGCGUGGCCCGAUUGCCGAUCUGGACAGCAUCCUGACCCAGGACCGCAGCGAAUUCAGCCCCCUGAGCAUGCUCCUGCCCACCGUGCUGGAUGCGGUGGCCUCCAUUCUGCUUUUCACCGGACUUUACUUGACUUACGCCACCAGCUUUCAAAUAAUAAGGGCCGCCGCCCUGAUCUUUGUGGGCAUCUUCAGCACCAUAUUUCUGAACCACACGCUCACCAGUCGCCACUGGAUGGCCUUCGUCUCCAUCUCCUGCGGCCUGUUGGACAUCAUCACCUUGGACGUGCACCGCGUGGAAUAUGACCAAGUCACCUUGCCGUACACAGACCACAAAUCGAUCCUGACCGGAGACCUGCUCAUCAUAAUAGCCGAGAUUUUGCACGGUCUACAGUAUGUUUACGAGGAGAAACAGCUCAAAACCUCUAAUGUGACUCCAUUGCAAGCAGCGGGUUGGCAGGGAAUCUUCGGAAUGGUUAUUACCUCGCUGCUCGCCAUUUGUAUGCACUUCUUGCCAAGCGUGAAUCCCUUUAACGAGAGUUCACGUGCUGUUUUCGACGAUUGGAGCGAUCUUCUGGCGGGUCUGCGGGGUAAUCCCGAUUUGAUUAUAGCCCUGAUCGGCUUCACCGUCUCAUGUGCCCUGUAUAACUUUAUCGGCCUUUUUAUUGUGACGUUUUCGUAUAGCGCCAACCGCUUGCUUGCUGAUGGACUACGCAUAUACUUUAUCUGGAUCUUCGUGAUUGUCAUGGAAUGGGAGUACAUGAAUCUCGUCACUGUCUUGGGCUUCAUCAUCCUGCAGAUGGGCAUCCUCCUCUACCGGCAGGCCCUCUUUCUGGACCUGUAUCGAGCUGCAGUGAACCGUUGGUACAAUGCGCGUUACGUUGACUUAGGUUCGGAGAACGCAGCUGCGCCGAAUAGCCGACCAGCAGAUGUAAUUUAAAGAAACCAGGGAAAACGGAAGUGAAAGAAGUCCUGAGUGCGAUUGUGAUAAGAGAGAUGGGCUGGAAAUCAACCUUGGGCUGAUUCUUGAAAAUUACUUAUCGAUUAUAAAAGUUUAAUAUGUAAAUGCAAUUAGAAACUACACACAUAAAAUGUUACUUCAGUUCGA
Messenger RNA from Drosophila rhopaloa, 1596 nucleotides. It is a transcript of the gene Tango9, whose product is annotated as solute carrier family 35 member F6. Gene Ontology annotation, biological process: pyrimidine nucleotide-sugar transmembrane transport. Lineage: Eukaryota; Metazoa; Arthropoda; Insecta; Diptera; Drosophilidae. Gene Ontology annotation, cellular component: Golgi membrane; intracellular membrane-bounded organelle. The transcript is spliced from 4 exons. The coding region runs from base 283 to 1428 and encodes 381 amino acids. Gene Ontology annotation, molecular function: pyrimidine nucleotide-sugar transmembrane transporter activity. The record is from RefSeq and is a predicted model, not a curated record.